GAAUAUGCAGAACAAUGGUAAAUGCCUGUUUGGCAUUGGGUGGAUCUGACUUCAAAUCUCACUCGACUCAGCUGUGAGAACUACUCCUGCAGUGAUAUGCAUUAGAAGCUUCAUUGUGACUGCAAUCUUUUUUAGUUGUUUUCAUACCAUACUGCAAUGCUGCACAAACAUUCAACGAACUUGAACUCGGAGAGGAAGCAAGCAGCCCACUUCCUGUCGUCAUGGUAACAGCAUGUGAAUUUGUGAGCUAGAGAGAGACAGCAAUAGAGUGGGAACAUCAUCACACAGCACGGCUCGGUCUCCAGAGCGAAUCAAAGGAACAGCUUGAAGGAGCUAAUGGAAUAUCACUGCAACAGAUUCAUGGGAAAGGGCUGAACUAAAAUCAGUGAUGGAAAACACAACCUUGGUUUGUUCUGCCCAAGGCUGGUGUGGCCCGAAUGUUUCCACGUUUUCAUCUGAGUGGGACGAUAACGUCAACUCCUUUCUGAUAGCACCUGACGUGAUAAAACCCCCUCCACAGUUCCAGGAUCCAGAGGAGACGAGCCAGGCAUCACCCACUAACUCUGCUGCCAUGAUAAGACGAGAUAGAGAUUGCGUGAGCUCCAUGAAGAAAGAGCGUAGGAGUAGACCAACCAGUAACAUAGAGCUCCACAGACGCUCCUUGUCACUUUCCACCACUGUCAAUACCAACCCAGGUGUGGCCCGGCGCCGGUGCGAAAGCUAUGCGCUUUCAUAUCCCAGCAGCAGCUCCGAGGACAGCGGCAGCGACAGCACGUCCGCCAGGAGGGGAGAUCAACUCCCGGAUGCCGUGCCGCGAUCUAGAUCUCGAAGCAUCAUCCUCAAGAAGGCCAAAAGGAAACCGGCUCCACCCGUGCGAACAGUGUCACUGCAAAGGCUCGCGGCGGAGAAGUAUCCAGAACACAAAUUACAGGGGCUUCAUCUGAAAAAAGACACCCAAAGCAUCAUGAUACUGCCAGAUCUCAUUCCGUCCUCGAAGCAAGAAGUUGCUAAGUGCAAGAAACCAACUCCCACAGCUGAAGCACCUGGCAAGACGUCUGUCUCUAGUCACCGAGCACUAAAUGAGCUUCGAUCCAGCGAACCGUGCAAGUCGGGCUUGGGCACCUCAGUGGCAACUCCGAUAAACGAAGGUAGUUCUGAAAUAAACACAUCCCCGUCUUCUUCCCACUCCUCACCCUGCCAACCUUCCAUCUCUUCUCCUUCCAAACGCUUUGGGACAAACUCUCCAUCGAGUGGCUAUGCAAGCCAAUGCGAAACAUCCACUCAAUCAGGAUCUUCUCAACUGGGCGGCAGAAUGCGCCAUAAGCCUUCCAGUGUUAUUCCUGGCCAAAGGGCAAGAAACCGCAAUGCAAGGCUAUCUCUUCAGCUUCCUGAACUUCAGCAGCACACUCCUGAUCCAGAACCGGUUCAGCCGAAAGCAAACCGCCGCUACUCGGACAGCACCGAAGCCACCAGACCCAAGCAAAGGAUGAGUAACAGUUUGUUGGUCAUGCCCGUGGUUACUCAGGAGGAUCUGAACAACGUGCAUUUGCGCUCGGUCAGCAACUCCGAUCUUGAAAAUGCACAGGAAAUUACAACGGACGUUAUUGAGGAGGAGUGCCCUACUAACAACCAAAAAGUCAAACCUCCAGUGGCUCCCAAGCCCCAGAGAAAUAAAUGGCCACCCAAUGCCAUUGUUCAGCCACGUUUUGGAAUGGCUUCUGAUCCAGAACCGCCAACGGUCACAGCCAGUGAGAGACCAGAAGACAUUUACGCAAUGAUUAACAAAUCAAAACCAACAGGGACCGUACCAUCACAUCUGAAGCAGCAGAAGGACUGCUACUUUUUGGAAGGACAUUCUCCACAGUUGAUGACCGAGACCCGUCAGCCACAACCCCCAUGCACUUUUGAAGCGCAGAAUCCAAAUGCGUUCCCCUUCAACACGACCACCUGUUCAAACCAAUAUGAACUUCAUAAGAAGAGAAGAACCCCACCACCGCCUCUGACAAAGACACCAGCUGUGGACAAUUCAAUUUAUUAUAACUCCGCAGCUCAGAAAAGCCCAGACGAUGCCCAGUCUCCAGACAAACUCUGCAAGUCUCCGAAGUCUCCAAUCUCUGCAAGUCAAUAUCAUGUUACCCUUUAUGGUGUCAUUCCAUCUUACCCUAUGGUCAUUGAGCAACAGCACUCAAAUGCACCAAAUCAUUCAACUUAUGAUGUAGAGAAGAGGGACCGAACGCCCGACCUUGGACCUCUACAACUGGUAGGAGAGGAAGAUGAUGUGUUUCUUUACAAGUCCAAAUCUCAAACGACAGAGGACCUAUUCACCAUAAUUCACAGGUCUAAAAGAAAGCUCCUGGGUCGUAAAGACUCCUUCGAAAAUAAGCAGGGUGACCCUGGCACUCAGGCGCUCGGCAGUGGAGCUUCCCAAAUCAGUUCUCAAAAUGACAACUUCAUGGCUUUUCUGAGAAGGACGAGAAGUGCCAAGGCUAGUUGCAGUGAACGAAUCUCAGCCACAGAGCUCCUCAGAAGCUCCAAGCCCACGGCUAACAUCGCAGAAAACAUGACUCACUGCAAAAACAGCUGUGAAAAGACACACAGUCCAUAAAGCAUCUUUAUGUUCAAAGUCACGUUUUAUAUCUAAACUACUUUGUGACAAAUGCCAUGUUAAAGUUCUGAAAUAAUAUCAAUGUAUCAAGAAACUGGCUUGUAAAUAUUCGCUUUCUUGUUUUGAAUGAGAUCUAAAGUAGAGCUUUA
Messenger RNA from Carassius carassius (crucian carp), 2754 nucleotides. RefSeq names its product NHS-like protein 2. Bases 389 to 2605 code for a protein of 738 amino acids. The record is from RefSeq and is a predicted model, not a curated record. Gene Ontology annotation, biological process: cell differentiation. The transcript is spliced from 5 exons. NCBI's taxonomy places the organism in Eukaryota, Metazoa, Chordata, Actinopteri, Cypriniformes, Cyprinidae.